AUGCAUAUCAAAGAUAUGCUCUCGGAGGCCGAGAGGUCGGGCAACCCCUCUUUCUCCUUCGAAUUCUUCCCGCCAAAGACGGCUCAAGGUGUACAAAAUCUUUACGAUCGAAUGGAUCGCAUGCAUGGAUUGGGACCUAGCUUCAUUGAUAUCACUUGGGGUGCAGGUGGUCGUCUCGCUCAAUUGACCUGUGAGAUGGUGGGGGUGGCUCAAUCGCAAUAUGGAUUAGAGACUUGCAUGCAUUUGACUUGUACCGAUAUGGGUAAAGAAAUGGUCGAUGAAGCUCUUAAAAAUGCCUACAAAGCCGGAUGCACAAACAUUCUUGCUCUUCGAGGAGAUCCCCCGCGAGAAAAGGAAAAAUGGGAGGCAACCGAAGGAGGAUUUCAAUAUGCGAAAGAUCUUGUUCACUACAUUCGUCAGACGUACGGUAAUCAUUUCGAUAUAGGAGUUGCUGGAUAUCCAGAGGGUUGCGAUGAUCAAGACGAUGAAGAUCUGCUGUUAGACCAUUUGAAAGAAAAGGUUGAUGCGGGUGCUACUUUCAUUAUUACACAAAUGUUCUACGAUGUCGACAACUUCGUCGAUUGGUUGGGAAAAGUCAAAGCAAGAGGUGUCAGCAUCCCUGUCAUACCAGGAAUAAUGCCCAUCAAUACAUACGCAAGCUUUGUUCGAAGAUGCAACCACAUGGGGUGUAAGAUACCACCCAAGUGGAGUGCAGCUCUCCAAGAGGUCAAGAAUGAUGAUGCUGCUGUGCGAAAUAUUGGGAAAGAUCUGGUCGCCGAGAUGUGUCGUCAAAUUAUUGACGCUGGAGUACAUCAUCUACAUUUUUACACCAUGAAUCUGGCCCAGGCAACUCGCAUGGUACUCGACGAACUUAGUUUGACCCCAUCAACGCAACGUCCUUUGAAGCACGCACUUCCAUGGAGACAAUCUCUUGGCCUUGGUCGUAGGGAGGAAGAUGUUCGCCCAAUUUUCUGGAAGAACCGAAACAAGUCCUACGUGGCUAGAACCCAGGACUGGGAUGAAUUUCCCAACGGUAGAUGGGGAGAUUCGAGAUCUCCUGCUUUUGGUGAGUUAGAUGCUUAUGGAAUUGGGCUGAAGGGCACCAAUGAACAGAACAUCAAACUAUGGGGUCAGCCCAAGUCUAUCAAGGAUAUCGCGGAACUCUUCGUCAGUUAUCUUGAGAGCGGCAUAGGGAGUCUUCCAUGGAGUGAAGCUCCAAUAUCGAGCGAAGCAGAUAUAAUCAAGUCUGAUUUGAUUGAGCUCAACCGACGCGGAUUUCUUACCAUUAACUCUCAGCCUGCUGUUGACGGUGUUAAGUCAUCUGAUCCUGUGUAUGGAUGGGGACCCACCAAUGGUUACGUCUACCAAAAAGCUUAUUUGGAGCUCUUGGUCGCUCCAGAUAUGAUGCCAGAGUUAGUGCGUCGCAUUCAACACGAUCCUGACCUGACAUACUAUGCUGUCAAGAAAACUGGAGACGUGCAGACGAACGCACAGAGUGAUGGACCAAACGCUGUCACCUGGGGAGUGUUCCCGGGUAAGGAGAUCGUGCAGCCUACUAUUGUCGAGACCAUAAGUUUCUUGGCCUGGAAAGAUGAGGCAUUCCGUCUGGGAACAGAUUGGGCUCAUUGCCAUUCUGCACUUAGUCCAAGUCGAGGGCUUAUUGACUCCAUCAUGGAUUCAUGGUAUCUUGUUAAUAUUGUUCAUAACGACUUCCACAAGUCACAUGGGCUAUUCCCACUUUUUGAUGGGCUCUCUGUAAAGAAUCUCAACGAACCUUUCGAAACCUCCGAGAGUGGUGAUGUCCAUGGUGUGCGAUUCGUCGAUCCCCAGACUCUUCCACUCACAAACGGAGAGGCCAAUGGUCAUUAA
This is a messenger RNA of Sclerotinia borealis F-4128, 1869 nucleotides long. Lineage: Eukaryota; Fungi; Ascomycota; Leotiomycetes; Helotiales; Sclerotiniaceae. The record is from the annotation of a GenBank genome assembly.